Molecule: messenger RNA, 7718 nt
Organism: Chroicocephalus ridibundus (black-headed gull)
Lineage: Eukaryota; Metazoa; Chordata; Aves; Charadriiformes; Laridae
Product: myotubularin-related protein 8-like
Exons: 15
Coding region: 41-2311 (756 amino acids)
Biological process (GO): phosphatidylinositol dephosphorylation
Cellular component (GO): nuclear envelope; cytoplasm; membrane
Molecular function (GO): phosphatidylinositol-3,5-bisphosphate phosphatase activity; phosphatidylinositol-3-phosphate phosphatase activity
Source: RefSeq, a predicted model, not a curated record
UUUUUUCCUGAAAUAUGCUCCAGGAGCUUAGUGUACACCCAUGCCAGGAGGGGAGAUCAGGUGCCCGGAGGCGGUGGAGCCCCAGCAGGACAGAGAGACCUCUUUGGGGCCCAGCUCUGGGCUGCGGAGGAUGGCGAGGCUCCCCACCGCCCUCCCGGACCAGCCCCAGGGUUGGGGGCACCGGGACAUGGCAACAGGAACACAACGACCCCACCGACAUCGAUCCUCGCCGUCGCCCUGCCCUCACCCAAGAUGGCGGCGGCGCCGCCCCGCCAGCCUCUCGCGAGGUUUGCGGCGGGGGCCGGGCGCUGCCCCCUGCAAAUGGCGGCGCGGAGGCCGGGCGUGCUGCGGUGAGGCGGGAGGUGCCGCCAUGGAGCACAUCACCACCCCCAAGGUUGAAAAUGUGAAAUUACUAGAUCGCUAUACAAAUAGGAAGGCAGCGAAUGGGACGUUAUACCUGACAGCUACUCACCUAAUCUAUGUAGAAGCUUCUGCUGAAGUCAGAAAAGAAACAUGGAUUCUGCAUCACCACAUUGCAACUGUAGAAAAAUUGCCUCUGGCCACGGCUGGAUAUCCACUCCUUAUACACUGCAAGAACUUCCACGUGGCUCACUUUGUUAUUGGGCAGGAACGUGACUGUCAUGAAGUCUAUACCUCAUUGCUUAAACUUUCACAACCAGUGAAACCUGAAGAACUUUAUGCUUUCUCUUAUAAUCCUAAAAUGUCUAAAGAGAACCGUGAGAUUGGAUGGAAGCUGAUUGAUUUAAAAGUAGAUUACCAGCGUAUGGGAAUUCCAAACGACUAUUGGGAAAUAACGGAUGUUAAUAAAGACUAUGAGGUUUGCAACACAUAUCCUCCUGAAAUAGUGGUGCCUAGAGCUGCUAAUAAGGCAGUGGUGAUCGGAAGUUCAAGGUUCAGAAGCAGAGGGCGGAUUCCGGUGCUUUCGUACUUGUAUAAAGAAAACAAUGCUGCCAUAUGUCGUUGUAGCCAGCCCCUCUCCGGGUUCAGCGCACGCUGUCAGGAGGAUGAACAAAUGCUGCAGGCGAUCAGAGAAGCCAACCCUGGGAGCCCCUUCAUGUGGCUUUAUUUCAUCUGUGCAUGUAUGUCUGUGAAAAGCUUUGGAAUUCUCUUACUAUUUCUAUACCACCAUUUAAAUGCCAUGGCCAACCGAGCUGCUGGGAAGGGUUAUGAGAAUGAAGAUAAUUAUGAUAACAUACGCUUUAAAUUUAUUGGCAUAGAAAACAUCCAUGUGAUGCGGAGCAGCUUGCAGAAACUCCUGGAAGUGUGUGAAAUGAAGUCCCCCUCAAUGAGCGAUUUCCUCACGGGGCUGGAGAACUCAGGUUGGUUACGGCACAUUAAGGCUGUGAUGGAUGCAGGUGUCUUUCUUGCCAAGGCUGUGAAAGAUGAAAAAGCUAGCGUCUUAGUCCACUGCUCUGAUGGGUGGGAUCGCACAGCGCAGGUCUGCUCCCUGGCUAGCCUCCUCUUAGAUCCAUUUUAUAGGACUUUUAAAGGCUUCAUGGUUCUAAUAGAAAAGGAGUGGAUUGCAAUGGGCCACAAGUUCUCACACAGGUGUGGCCAUUUGUGUGGUGACCCCAAAGAAGUAUCCCCUGUCUUCACUCAGUUCGUUGAAUGCGUCUGGCAGCUCAUGCAGCAGUUCCCGUGCGCCUUUGAGUUUAAUGAGCGUUUCCUUCUUGAAAUCCAUGACCAUGUCUACUCCUGCCAGUUUGGGAACUUCCUUGGGACCUGUCAUAAGGAGCGUGAGGAUCUCAAAAUCUUUGAGAAGACCCAUUCUCUGUGGCCUUUCCUCUUACAGAAGAAGCAGGAAUUGAGAAAUCCUUUGUACAGGGGAUUUACAGCUUACAAAGAGCUUCAACCAAACACACUACCUUUCAGUUUCCAGUUUUGGUGUGGGAUGUAUAAUCGCUUUGACAAAGGAAUGCAUCCAAAACAGUGUGUUUUGGAUCAUCUGCUAAGCUGCGUGAGCCAAAAGAUGAAACUGGAGGACAGCGCAUCUGAACUGGAAAAUAAACUUCCUUUCCUGGAUGGUCCUUUGCCGAGUGAAACUUGCUCCUUAUCUAAAGUAGGACAUGCUGUUUCAAAAACACCGAUGCUCAACACUCCUCAGGAUUACGAAGGGGAUCCACCUCCUGUGUUGAGCAAUGGCGCCUCAGCAGGGGAUAUGGAUGUUCUGUCAGAUGUGGACCAAAGGAACAAAGAGAACCUGUUUCAUCACCAGGACCUCUGUGAUCACAGUGACACCAUUGACAUGUUAGACUCUGAAGCCAAGGAUGGAAAGCCUCAGCACCACUGAUCAGCCCGGAGAACUGUGUUCCGUGACCCCGGUGAUGUGGUGGUGAGGCGUCAGGGAGCUGUGUCCCCGCGAGGGUGCAGACCCCGGAACCAUUUCCAGCUAAGUGUGAGUACGUGUGUUUGCAGGGAGCUGUGCUCGCUGUACAGAAGGCAGUCUGCGUUUGGUUUGGUUCCAUCGUUUUGCAGCUGCAGUGAUGAAGAUGUGUACAGAGCUGCCCAGAAGGCUACCCUGAGUCAGUGUAAACCUUAUUUUUCAGUGGAAACACGAUGUGUGGUCAAGGUUUAUGACUGCCAGCCAGUACUGGUAUUUCAAGCUGAAAGAAAUCUUGGCCAAUUAACGUGGGGCUUAGGACUUGUGCAGUGUUUAUAACUGGAGUAGGACAGAUGCAGUCCAUUUAUUCGCAGUGCUGGUGCAAGGUCAUCUUAAAAUGAUUAAAAAAAAUCUCAGUUCAUCUUAAAAUGACAAAAAAAAAGAAUCUUUUUUUAGCUGUGAAUGAAUCUCUGCAUGAACCCUCACCUUGUGGCAGAACUGAUGAAUUUGUUUCUUAUGCAUAUUUGUUAAAAAAAAAACCACCCCCCUGUGCCUUUUUAUGGAGACCAUUUUAAUGUCUAGCCACGCAACUUACUAUUUUUAUUAUUGUAGUGUAUGUAAGGUGUAGUUCUUGGUCUUUGUAGUCAGUAUUUUUUAAAGAAGGUUUUUUAUCUGCUGAUGGCUUCUCCAGGUUCUUUGCCGAUCCCCUGAGUUUAGUAGCUUCUUUCUAAGCCAACCUUUCAAAGAGUAAGCUUUUAUGGACCACACUUACUGACUGUGAGAGUGCAGCAAGCCACAAAGAUGGCCUGUAACACAUGCAUUUUUGACAGAGGGAGGAUUAGAAAGGAGAAAAGAAAAUUGAUAUGGAGUUUUUCUCUCUUGUUUUAUGAUCUUGGUUAAAUUGAAACAAGAGAGUAACUCUGUUCUAAGCUGGAAUCGAUGUGGUUUCCUCACAUCCAUCGAUGAGGCAGUAAUUAAAGAUGACGUGUGUUCUAUUAUUGAAAUGGGGCCUAAAACAAUUGCUUCAUGUCACGUGCUGAGUGAUGAUAGUCAAUGCUAUCUUGGAUGUUAAAAUUACAUGAACCUUGGAGGCGUUUUGUCUGUACUGUCAAGACAUGGGGAGGUGAACGGUAUUUGUUGUGGCUAUGAACUUCGUAAUUUUGUGAAGCUGGUGACAAAAUGUACAUUGGGAUGUGACCCCUUAUUGGAACAAGAAGGGAACAUCUUGGCUCGUGGCUGUGGCUCCAACUUGGACUUGCUCCAGUGCUUGUUACCACUACUUAGUUUCUUUAAACUACAGUAAUCUCAGCUGGAGAUACUAGUUUAAAGUUGCAGCUUUAAAAUGGAGACACGUACUCAUUUAUACAGAAGCCUUGUGAAGAAACAAGUGCUUGUCUCCCCAGGGAAAUGGAUGGCCCAGGCAAGCUGUUCCACAGUCCUUGUUCUUCUGGACAAGCUUCUAUAAAUGUGCUUAAUUGCACAGAGAGUCCCUUUGUGCCACUUAAUUCAAGAUGCUUUUCUGCUUUCUUUUGGAUCCUAUUGUUUAAGUUAGAUGCUGCCAUUAGGUCUUAAAAUCAGUUUUUCUCUUUUAUGAAAUUUCAAAAUAAACUGAAAAUAUUUCCUAAGUUAGCCCUCCCAAUCUACAGUGAAAAGUAGAAACAUUCCAUUACAGCAUUGUAAAAUGCAGUAGCCGUUGUUCAUAUGCUUGUAACCUAUGGUGAAAUGACUAGGUUAGUUUCAGUGUUCAAGAUCAAAGUAGAAAAGGGGGGGGGGAAAACCCACCCAAAUAAACUCCCUUGAGUGUCUCACUUUAGGUAAGAAAAUACACAUUUUAUUAAGCAUAUCAAAAGACCCAAGGAAAAAGGGCAAUACCUGAGAACACAGAGUUUCUUCAACGCAAAGAGAAACUUUUUUAACAUUGCAGGUUUUUUAAUCUUAAAGCAAGUAAUAUUUAAGUAGUUUUAAAAAAAAAAGUUGUUUUCAAGGUAGGAGUGAGAGCACCACAGUGUGCAAUUAAGAACUAAGUCCAUAAAAUACUGAACCAGAUAUGCUUAGGCAGAAGAUGUUUGAAAUUUGUUGUGUGGGUACCUAUCAGAAGUACUGCAUCAUGCAACAGGUGUAUUUUAUUUUGAAGGACGCACGUUUCUGAAUGCAUCUCUUCUUAAUCUCAAGAUGAGUAUCCGCUGUUGAGCCUCUCUGCUCCUAAAAAGAGAUCUGCUAAAUUACUCGUAUUAACUUAGAUAAUCUACCAGCUUUUUAAGUUUGCCAUGUCCAUGUAUUCCUCAAGCAAAGAGAUUGUACCCUACGUCUUAAUCCAGCUGCUCUGGAUAGCCGGGGUUUGGAAUCUGUUGUAGCUUUCCCUGGAGGGUGCCGGGGAGAGAACUUCCCUUUGCCUCUCUGUAGUGUAGAAGCUCAAUUUCACACGUGCACUUUGCAGUUUGGGGCCUGUUUCACGUGGACGGAUAGAUCAACCCCGGCUUUUCUUUCUAGGUGGUAGAAGAAUCUAGUGGAUAGUAUGCACGGCUUCUUAAAUAGAGAGAUCUGACAUGGUGAAUGAGACCAAGACAGGCGCUUUCUACGACCAGUUAUUCCAGAUGUCAUCAGUUCUUUUAAUGUGUUCUCUAGUGAAAAUUAGAGAUACAGAAUUGUAGAGAAUUUUGACUGACUACUGAAGGAUUUAGACAUGCCAUUGGUUAUCACUGUAUAAAAACAUUUUGCAGAGGUUUCUAUAAAUGUUUACACAUUGCCUUGUCUUUUGAAUUACCAUAGAUUACCUUAAAAAAAAAAAGUACCAUAAUCUUUGCUUAUCCCUAAAAUGUGACCCUGACAUCUCCGCAAAUCCUUUUGACUAACAAUAUUACUACAGGUGCAUAUAACCAUGAAAAGAUUACUUCAUACACUGAAAGUAUUAGUAGGCUUGUGGUAAUCUUGCUGCUUGUGACUUCAGUAACAAAACAAUGGAUGAGUUUAUACUCUGAAAGGCAAAACCUAGCAAAAAAAUAAAAUUAACGGUCUGUCUUUUUAAACCUCUUGGAUUUAACGUAUACAGAGUUGGUCAAAGUCUACAACAUAUUAAAAAUCAUUCAUGCUGGUGCUGUAAAUUUACAGAGCUGGAAAAGAUUCCAGGGUUUCCUGGCUUUCCAUGAGAUUAUUUGUGUGAAAAGCGAGUAGCCAGAAGCUUUUUCAUUUUGAUGGGAACUCUUGUGUGUGUUAAGACCAAAAAUGAAAAUCUGUUCAAAGCUCUGCAGCGUGUGCUCAGGUCUCUGCUCGGGCCGGAGUGGCUUCCCAGCGCCUGGCAGAAAGCCAGGUUUCCCACGUUCCGGAGUGCCUCGCUGACAGCAGUGAGGGACUUAGUUUGUGUUCCCUAAAAGUGUUAACAGGAAAUCUAAAAGCUGUUACGUAGCUUUUUAUGUAGGAAAUCUUCUGGCUAGGUGGAAAGUUGCUAUGACUUGUUUAUCCCUAGUGGAGCAUCCAUGCAUUGUGAUGUCACGAAUACUGUUUGCUAUUUGGAGCUGUUAAGAGAACGGUGCAACUCGCUGCUUUCUGUUUGGAUCCCUCUGACCGGGUGAACUGGGAGGGAGGAGGGAUUCUAUGUUGCUGCGGGUGGGCUCUGUUUGUGUAAAACUCUUCCUUUCCUGGAGCAUCUCUUGCUUUGCCAAGAUGCUCCAAGGUGUCGUGGUUUCGUGGCUGCGCAUAGUGUGUCUCUUGCUGCAAACAGGCGUAGCUCUGCAGUGGGCAAGUGCCUGUGUAUUCAGUGUUAAAGCUAUUCCCUUUCAAGUAAAGAGGGACUCGUGUAGCUUUAUUUCUCACUUGAAAUGUCUUAAUGUGAACUUCACAAUGCUGGAUUCUUAGAUUGUAUUUUGUUUUGCAAUUUUCACCUGUGGUAGAGAAAAUCCAAUUGGUGCUGUUUGCUUUACAGGAAAAGAAAUAAUUGGUUUGUCCGUAGAUGUUGUGGUCUCAGUUGGCCCCCUUUCAUGGGAGAGAAAAAGCAGUUUAUUAAAGCCUAUAGGUAUAAUAUACUUCUAGCUGCGUAUUCUGUUCCUGCUCUUAGCGAAUGCCUUUCAUUUAAGUGCUUAGAAGAAAAACCCACCUGCUAUGUGGGUGCUGACAUAAAGCCUCCCUGGCUAGGGUGGAGAAGACUGGCUGGUAAGCUGUUUGCUUCGGUGGGCUUCUCACGCCCUGGGGAGGGAGCCUUGCUCGGAGCUAAAGGGGUGCCGAGCUUCCCGGGAUCAGACCUUGUCGGGUUACAGCUGGGAAUCUCCAUGUUGAAGUGCCCCCUGUCUGUUGUUUCCAUUGGGUUUGGAGCUCAGAAAGCCCUUCCCUUGCAUCUAGCAAAGCUGGAGCACCUGCAGGGGAAGCAUUUAAAAGGGCUCUUGUGCCAGACAGUGCUGCAGUUCCCUUUCUGGGAAAACUGGUCUUUGGGCAGCAUCGGUGCCUGACGGUUGCUCCCCCAAAGGGAUCGCUUCUUGGCACUGUUUGGUAAUGAAUCUGACCAGGAGAAUUCAACAUGCGUCUGCUGUUUUGCUCUUCUCCCCUUCCCCACCACCCUGCCUUGAGUGCUGGGGUUGCUUGUUGUACGGACCUAACAGAGUUAUUCCUUGUUUACACACCUUCCGUCCCUCUUGCACAUAGAGGCACUUCCCGUGCCUCGGGGCAGCGUGGGGGGAACAAUCUGUUCUGAAUGUAGUAGUUUUUGUUUUAAUUAGUACACAGCACCUCACUAAUUAGAUGAGGCACGUCCCGAACCUGGUGAUGUUAAAGUCCAUGUUUUUGUAAGCACUGAGAGCAGCCAGGUUGGUGCCGACUGCAGUGGGUGUCAUUUGUUGGGGAGAGUGUUUUGCUGCGCAGCGCUGCGUCCCUUUGGCGUCUCUGAACUACAAAAGCAAUGCAGAACGAGGGUAGGUUAAACUGGUUGACCUAUAUCUCUUAUCGUGUAUCUCUGUAUAUGCGUCUGUAUUUAAUGUAGCAGCGUACUACUGGAAUAACUUGUCGCACUGGAUGUAGUCACACGUAACUGAGCACACACGUGUACGUCUGUCGUCCACAGACUGCUCUUUGUAGGAACGUACCUGGAAUUGUGUGUAGUACUCAGCUGAAAAUCGUAAAUGUUUUUGCUGUUUCUGUAAGUCAGUCACUGUUUCUGUCAGUGUAACUGUUGAAGGACAGUUGUAUAAAAUUGUGGAUGAUGAAACCCCUUGUUCUUGAAUGUGCUGUGAUGGCUGUAUACGCGUAACUCAUUGUAGGUAAUGCACUGCUUAAAAAAAAGAAAAAAUUGUACCCUGUUUAGAGGAGCGCUGUGUCUUUUCUCUAUGUGUAUUUGUUCCAGGAAGUUUCACUUGUAUUACAGUUUAUUUUUAUUCCCUACAAAAAUAAAUAC